Messenger RNA from Aethina tumida (small hive beetle), 955 nucleotides. RefSeq names its product DNA damage-regulated autophagy modulator protein 2. NCBI's taxonomy places the organism in Eukaryota, Metazoa, Arthropoda, Insecta, Coleoptera, Nitidulidae. The record is from RefSeq and is a predicted model, not a curated record. The transcript has 4 exons. The coding region runs from base 215 to 955 and encodes 246 amino acids.
ACCGUCCACGCUUCGUUCACUAAAAAUCGACCAUUUAAAUGAUCAAGGGACAAAAUCUAGGUUGAACGUCAGUACCAUAAUCUCCACUAUUCCAGAUCGUUAUCAGAAAACAUAUGAAAUUAGUAUAUUUAGCAAACAUUUGUUCAUACUCGAAUAACACACCUAAGAUAACAAUUCAUGAAACGCCAGUUUUAACUGUUAGCAUUGUCAUAAGAUGAUUGGUGCGUUAAACAAAUUUGUAAUCAAAACUUAUUACUGGCCAAUUUUAAAUACAGUAUGGCUAUGUGCUACAUUUGUCACAUCAUAUAUAAUAGCUGUGAUAUCAAAGCAUGUGGAACCUAUUUUUCCAUACAUAAGUGAUACAGGAACACUUCCAAUUGAAAGCUGCAUUUUUGGACAAAUGUUAAAUAUAGCAGCUUUUAUAAUGUUUAUUUGUAUGGUAAUAAGGUACGAAUAUAUAAAAUUAUGUUUAAAUGAAGAGUAUAAACCGAAAUUACUAAAUAUUAAUAAAUGGGCUUUCGCACUGGGAUGUACUGCUUGUCUUGGAAUAAGCCUUGUUGCCAACUUCCAGGAGACUGUUAAUCUGACAGUUCACUUUAUAGGAUCUGUCAUGGCGUUUCUGAUAGGAUCAAUUUAUAUCAUAAUGCAGACUGUGCUAACCUGGAAAACACAAAAUGAUUGUUGUUUGAAAUCCAUAAGGUUAAUUUUAAGUGCAUUAGCCUUACCUUUUUAUUUUUUAUUUACAAUAACUGCCACAUGUUCUCUGGCGGUAUUUGAUGGUGACGAUCAAUUAAAGUGGACGGAAAAUGAUGCCGGAUAUGAUUUACAUUUGGUUUCUACAAUUUCUGAAUGGAUUUUGACAGUUGAUAUAAUACUGUAUAUUCUCACAUUUUCUUGUGAAUUUAAAAAGUUUGAGUUUAAAAAGGUUGUAUUUAUUAAAAAUGACAAUGUCUGA